This is a messenger RNA of Myxocyprinus asiaticus (Chinese sucker), 5354 nucleotides long. RefSeq names its product inactive ubiquitin carboxyl-terminal hydrolase 54-like. Gene Ontology annotation, molecular function: cysteine-type deubiquitinase activity. The record is from RefSeq and is a predicted model, not a curated record. NCBI's taxonomy places the organism in Eukaryota, Metazoa, Chordata, Actinopteri, Cypriniformes, Catostomidae. The transcript is spliced from 21 exons. Bases 769 to 4620 code for a protein of 1283 amino acids. Gene Ontology annotation, biological process: protein deubiquitination.
AACUGAGCUUGGACAGGACGCGAGACUGACUGCAUCUUUGCGCGCGAGCAGUAAGUAACUCCAGUGAGGGGAUUGCUAAGAUGACCUAAUGACCUCUACUGAUGGCUGUUCACUUAUGGUGCUCUUGACCAAAGACCCUUAAAGACAAGCCAGCUCACUCGCAGCUAUUUUCUGUGUAGAGCAGAUGGGCUGAGAGGAGAGAUUAUUGUCAGGUGACUCCAAGGUGAAGAGCAGUCAGCAGGGAAGUGGACACAGCUGCAAUAGGACAUUGUCUCGGACCACAGCUACAGACAAACACCCACUCUAACACAUUCGCACACACUACAAUAGGCACAUAGCUGGUUUCACCCAGACCAGUCAUUGCAUUUGACCCCACUUCAUCUUCUCAGGUGUGGGGAGCCGAUUAGUUUCGACAUCCAGAUAUUUGUGAGUCACGCGUCCCUGCCGAGAGAGGACGUCACUGUGCUCUUCACACCCAAACUAUUUUGAUUCCUUAAUUAUAUAUAUAUUUUUGUUUUGCACAUAUUUUAUUAGAUUAUCUUAGUCUUUAUUUUUGAGAAAGAAACCUAACUGACCAAACGCACACCCGAGAUCCACACACCUCUCUCUCAUGGGAGUAACAAAGAGACCAGCCUUGCACAGACACUCACUCUCUCUUACACACACAAACAUCUGCACCUUGUUCAAGAUGCUCUCCUCCUCCAGCGUGAUUAGCUGGGGAAGGAUGUGGCUCUUGUGGUGAUUGGAGGAAGGAGUGGAGUUGGACUCAUGUCGUGGAAGAGAAACUACUUUGCGUCGGGCAGCAGUGGGCUGCAGGGGAUGUUUACCCCUCGCACCAUGAACUCCAUCGCUCCCAGCAAAGGUCUGAGCAACGAGCCGGGUCAGAACAGCUGCUUCCUAAACAGCGCGCUACAGGUCCUUUGGCAUCUUGACAUCUUCCGCAGAAGCUUCCGGCAGCUGAACACUCACAAGUGCAUGGAGGACUCAUGCAUUUUCUGCGCUCUGAAGAGCAUCUUCGCCCAGUUCCAGUUCAGCAGUGAGAAGGUGCUCCCAUCGGACGCUCUGCGCAGCGCUCUGGCCAAAACCUUCCAAGACGAGCAGCGCUUCCAGCUAGGCAUCAUGGACGAUGCGGCCGAAUGUUUCGAGAACCUCCUGAUGCGGAUCCACUUCCACAUCUCGGAUGAGACAAAGGAGGACAUCUGCACGGCCAAGCACUGCAUCCCACAUCAGAAAUUUGCCAUGACACUUUUCGAACAGUGUGUUUGUAAUAACUGUGGAGCCACGUCGGACCCUCUUCCCUUCAUUCAGAUGGUGCACUACAUCUCCACCACCUCUCUCUGCAGUAACCAAGCCAUGCGAAUGCUGGAAUGUAAAGAGAAGCCCACGCCCGACAUGUUUGGAGAGCUUCUCCGCAAUGCCAGCACCAUGGGUGACCUGCGAAACUGUCCAAGUAAUUGUGGUGAGAUGUUGCGGAUCAGACGGGUUCUAAUGAACUGCCCGGAGAUCAUCAGCAUCGGCCUGGUGUGGGACUCGGACCAUUCUGAUCUGGCUGAAGACGUCAUCCACAGCCUGGGCACGUGCCUGCGGUUGGGAGAUCUGUUCUACCGUGUGACGGAUGAGCGGGCCAAGCAUUCAGAGCUCUACCUUGUGGGCAUGGUGUGCUACUAUGGCAAGCAUUACUCCACAUUCUUCUUCCAGACCAAGAUACGCAAGUGGAUGUACUUUGAUGAUGCACAUGUAAAGGAGAUCGGUCCUAAGUGGAAGGACGUGGUGUCACGAUGUAUAAAGGGCCACUACCAGCCACUCCUGUUGCUGUACGCUGACCCCCGGGGGACACCCGUGUCAUCGCAGGACACGCUGGCUGCACAGCUAGACCUGCACCAUAGCAGCAAGGCCGGAUAUGACAGCGAAGACUCUGGGAGGGAGCCUUCAAUUUCAAGUGACACACGAACAGACUCUUCAGCAGACAGCUACAGCUACAAGCACUCUCGAUCACACCAUGAGUCCAUGGCCUCCCAUUUCUCUUCUGACUCUCAGAGAACUGUGGUGUGUAAUCAGGACAGCAGCGGUUCCCAGAACAUCAUGGACACUGCAGGGGAGAUUCUUAAAGAGCAGGCCACUGUGCCGAGACCCUCUUCUACUUGCCAUCUGCAGGACUAUAAAGAGACUGUGAAUAUGAUUCACAGCAGACCUCUGUCAUCAUCCUCUAGUUCAGGGGUGGGUGGCUCAGAGGCUGGGGCACGGGCGAGGGACUGGGAAGAUGAGAGCACCAGCAGUGAGUCCAAGUCCAGCUCCAGUGGAGGGCGCUAUCGGCCAACAUGGAGACCUAGAAGAGAGGCCCUGAACAUUGACAGCAUCUUCAGUCAGGAGAGACAUUGGCCAGGUGGCUACCCUACACUCGGGCCGUCCCCGCUGCCAGAAGAUGUGGUGUCCCCAAUGCAGGACAAGCAGAUCUCAGGGUCAGCUGCAGAGGAGUUGAGCACUGCAGCAACAGAGACAGUAAAUGCAACCGAUGACAUGGGGGGCGUCUCAGAGAUAGGGGUGGAACGACUAUCAAUCCCGCCCCCUUUAAGAGGCGUGGAGCCCCCUUUAAGAGGCGUGGAGCAGCAGCCGCGGCUGAUCCAGAGGAUGGAAAGUGGAUAUGAAAGCAGCGAGAGAAACAGCAACAGCCCUAUCAGCAUGGACAUGCCACUCAGCGACAACCCAAGUAUCAGUGCUCACAGGGACAGCAGCAGUAAGAGGCCUGUAACUUCAGGGCCAUCUUGGCGCACAGUGCCCAAGUCCAAAAGCAGCAGUGCCAUCCUGCAAGACCUCAAAUCCCCCACAUGGACCAAAGCUCCACUUAGUUUGGGAGAGGGUCGCAGUGAGCUGGAUGAGUUGCAGGAGGAAGUUGCUCGCAGGGCCAGGCAGCAGGAGCUGCAGAGGAAGAAGGAGAAGGAGAGGGAAGCAGCCCAGGGCUUCAACCCCAGACCCAGCAAGUUCAUGGACCUGGAUGAACUUCAGCACCAGGGGAAGGGGGGCAGUUUUGAGCACUGCCUGGCCGAGGCUGACUCUCUGUUAGAGCAGUCGCUGCGCUUGGAGCAGGCUGGAGACACAGCUACAGCCCUGGCACUCUCCCAUCACGCUGUGUCUAAACUAAGAUUUUCCAUGCAUGAGGGCAGUGCUAACACUCAUAGCAAGACUAUGGCUGCUGACGCCAAGCUGCAAAAAUGCAUGAGGAGAGCGCGGGGCCUACAGCAGCGCAUGCAACAACAACAAGAGCAGCAGCAGGAGCCCAGCUGCCCACAGGGGCCCACCAGUGAACAGCCUGGCUCGGUCCAAGUACUGUUGACAGACAAUCAAGAAGAGGUCUGGGAGGACAGUCAGGAUUCUGUGCUUGGCUCACCCUCUCCUCAAUGUAUGAAGCCACCCUCCUCUUGUUCAAACUCACCAUCUCAACCCCACAGCCACCCAACACUUAGCAAUGUCCGACCUGCAUCUUCUCAGCCACAACCCUUAGAGCCUAAUGAAGGUAGUGAAUGUUCAAUGCAGAAUGAGGAUAAAUGGGGUGGCAUCAGAUUAGCAGAUGUUCUCCAGGCUUCAGGUGUUCAGAUCAGGCCCAUUCACAAGCAUCUGGCCAUAUCUCUGCCUUCUUUGCCUCUUGACUUCUGGGGUGUGUUGGGAGAGGAUGAAGAGGUCUGCAGCCAUCAGCAUUUUCAAAAUUUGAGCUCUCAGUCUCCAUCCCCAAAUCCUCCCUUGUGGCAAGGCACUGCAGAUAAUCCAGACUGGAGACCCCAAUCCAGCAGGACCACCAGUCCACCACCCACACCCCCUCAUGUUGAAGAGAAGGUCCAGAUGCCCAGACGAGCCCCUAUAUGGCAGCCCCUAAGCACAAUUUCCCAGCCACGCUCACCUGUCCUGUCUCACUCCAGCUCCAGACUGACCCCAUCAGUUGCUGCCCGUCAUUGGUCCUCCUGGAGCCUGGACCGUCCUGAUGCUGUCGUUACGCCCUAUGAGACGCCUCCUGACCAGAACUACUGGGCAGGAACCACCUUCUCUCAACAAACACCUGGAAGGCACCUGCCUCCUCACAGUCCCAUAAGCACCAAAAUAAAGAGUGGCACUAAGCACUCCAACUUCCAAAAUGUCCCUAGCAUGGAGCUGAAACCCACAGAGGCCGAGGACCAGGAACUUUCUGAAUUGGACUCACUCUUCCAGGCUAGUCUCCAGGCUGUUCCCAGUCCUGGCCGGGCCCUGCGUGGUACCAGCUCACCUGCUUUUGGGAGACCAGUACCUCCUGCUGCAAGGAAGCUGUUCACUGGAGUGGGACGCUCUCGGACCCCCACGGCUGAGCUUGAGAGAACUGCGUAUGGACCAACAGGUUGUUACAGCCCCACUGGAUACAUGAACGUGCCCCUGUCAGUGGCCAAUCAAGGACUGCAGUCAGGAGAGGAAGACCAGUAUGAUGCGGAUCACCUGCGUCGCAUUGCCCGCAGCCUCAGUGGAACCGUCAUCGGGCGACGCCAGAACCGUCUUGCUAUCUCCCGAAGCUUUGAAGUCUCCAGAGGUUCUCCGAGUUUCUGGCUGUGUUUGACUGGUGUCAAGCUCUCUCCAGUGGGUAGUACUACAGUCCAGCACUGAGGUGCCACAGAUGUCAUCCUCCAACGCUCAGAUGGCUUUGGACACAUCCAGGGAAAACAUGGAAGUUCUCCCCAGAUGCAUCUGUUCUCCAGGAUACCCUUUCUGCACACCCAAUUCCAUGUUGCCCAUGUUUCUCGGAGUUCUGGCAGGGGAAAUUAUUCAGGAAUGAUGCCCACCUCAGUCACCCUGCACUUUGUACUGUAUCUGAUACAAUUUCUUCUAGACUUCCGUUACCUUGCUCUAGUCCUGCAUAGCGGUAGAUCUUUCCAUGCAAAAGCUCCCCAAAGCUCACUCCACAGCAUGAAGGAAACUUUUAUUUUUAAUUUUUUAAAUGAGGUGUGUGCACAGCACAGGGAUGGCAUGACAAUGUGGGCAUCUCUCUGGGGCUAAGGUGUGUGUGUAUGAAUAACCUGCGGUCAGCCCUGCAGCUUGCAAUGUUAGGAGCGUGAGGUCCAGACUCAGACCCCCCGCAGUGAGCCAUUCAACCCAAAGCACUUAAUUAAAUGCUUUUUAACCGAAACAUUCAAUUAACUGCAGAGGAACAGCAGACCUCCAUGCUGCACUAAAUAGUAAAUGUAUGUGUGUGUGUGCAUGUGUAUGUGAAAGUAAAAAAAAUUAUCAGUAUUUUUGUCUUGUUUUCCAGUAUAAAUGUUCAAACAUCUGUAAAAAAAGAUAAAUGUUCUUGAAAACCAUACUGUAACUGUGUAAAAUGUUCAUACUUGUUUUCAGAGAAU